Molecule: messenger RNA, 3747 nt
Organism: Orbicella faveolata
Lineage: Eukaryota; Metazoa; Cnidaria; Anthozoa; Scleractinia; Merulinidae
Source: RefSeq, a predicted model, not a curated record
CCCCGCCUCUCAUUCCUCGUUCCUGCCCCUUUUCGCAUAAAUAAGCCAAAAAAAAACCUUUCAACAAAACGGAGUUUUAGGAAUAGGUGGUAACUUCUGCAUCAAGAGGUAGUUGUUGUUGUUUUCCACGAUGUCUCCUGGAAACAGGAUCACUAAUUCGUGAUCAAACCCGGCAGUAGAUGAGUAAAUGUGGCCGGAGGGUGCUGGAAGAAUGGAGAGGGAACUCCACUUCGCUUUUCUCCAUAAACGCAGGAACCAAUAAACUUUGUAAUUAUUUAAAGCUGCUUUGUAAGCCGGUUUUUAUUGUCCUAAUCUCGAAUCACUUUGGUUAAUACUCCUUAUGAUGUCUAAGAAGUUGAAUUCUUGUCCGGCGCUCAGCAAGACAUAAGAUGUUGAAAAGACUGAAUAACAAGAUUUCGUUAUUGUAUUGGAAUCUUGUUAAGAAGAAAUUAAACAAACGUGGCAAGCAAAUAAACUGUAUAGUAAGUUUCUUCGCAAGGCAGAUGUAUUUUCCGUGUAAAACCUCAUUUCCGUGAGAAUAAUUAAUUUUUAAGUAUUCCUAAACGCUAUAUGACUGAGUCUAUUUGCCAAGUUUAAAUUUAGCACAAGAGGUUAGGCACAACUUAAUGUAGGCCACAUUUCCGAAAUCCCACUUUUUUUUCUUUUCAAUUACUGCCUUCAUGUAAUUAAGAAGCAAUACACGUGCCACGUUUUCAAGAACACUUGUCUGUGCACAAACUAAAGUGAAGUCUAAAAUUAGGUUCAUUCCGCAAGUGACCUGAAUAUCUUGUUUGAAGGGUCCUAUCAUCAGUGCAUUUCAGUCGUAUGUCUACAGUAGACUAGUUCUGGUUUUAGCAAGGAGCAGCGCUGAAACUAAAACUACCCAGAAUUUUCACUAGGAAAUACCAACUGAUUUUAUAAGCAGAUAAACCUCGUCUACAUAUCGGUUUAUCUCACCAUACGCAAAUCUCUUCUUAUCUCAUAAAUCACUUAAUCCGGCGCGUGCCACCAUAAUAAUGUCUGUAUUGACUAUGGGGUCCGUCGAUAAAUCAGUUUUUUUCUGACUGAUACGAGUUCCCCGUGCAUGUCAAUGGUAUAUAAGGACGUUGGUCAGACUUUACUCCCAGGGGGAACACAACAAAGUUUUAUACAGGGAGGCACCGCCCCGACGUCCGAAUCCUUAAACUUUUAUGGAAACUCUACCAUGUAGAAAUUCAUCCUUCUUUGUACUAGGAAGUGAUUCCCAAACACUUUGAUGUAUUAGCCGUUAGGUACAUCUGUGCGAGAUAUUUUGAAAGGGUUAUCUACAGACACUGCCUUAAACUUUUGAAAUUCCGGUGUACUAUAGCAUAUAUCUCCAGUCUGAAAAUGGUCCCCCUUUUUCGGGCACAGCCCCCUCAUAUAACCCCCAGGGGCUUUUUGUGAGCACAGCAUUUGUUAUUCAAAUGUUGCAAAAUUGGCCACAGCAUGAUUAUAGCGGAAAUUUGCUGAAACCAAACCCUUGCCUGGCGUCGAAACAAAUAUUCCAAGAGCCAUCCCCGGCCAACUGGCAGGAGCGUACGUCAGCAGUUACAAGGCGAGGGCUAUUUAUAUCAUAAAACGACUAUUUAUAAAAUAGUUCUAGCUCAGUCGUAAUGCGCACAGCAUCUCAGAUAUUUUAUAAAUGAUAAUGUGAUAUUCAUAUACGCGUAUAUUGCUAAGUAAGAACCUUCUGGAAAUUUGCUCCUUAGAGUGGUGAAAUUAUAUAUAGCAGGCUGAAUGUUUUGCUAACUUUAAUUGCUUUCCAAAAAACCGUUUAGCGAUGGCGAUGUUGAAAAAAUCUUUACUUGUGCUAUGGGUGAUGGUUCUGAUCGUGACAGAAGCCAAACACCACGCUCGUCAUCGACAAAAAUGUACUACAGUCCGUGGCACGACAUGCAAUGAGGACAGCGACUGCGCAUGCCUGAACCAUCACAACUCGCCACUGAUUUGUAACUACUUUCUAAAGUGCAAAGAGAAAAGCUUCUGGGACAUCAUCUGGAGGAAGUUGCCAUGUCGUCGUGUUUACAAGUCAUCUUGUAUGGUGGAAGACGAUUGUGAGUGUAGUGAAGCUCCAUUAACUUGUGAAAAUAACGAAUGUGUCAAGGCAAAAGUUGUGCACGCUUAGCUGAACAGAUUCAGCACUGUUACGGAAUACUUCAGCCACAAAACGAUACUUUUAACUCCCAAAACCCUGCUUGUGAUUUGUGUGUCUUCUUUAUCUCAGUAGUACAUAUACUCAGUUCUCAGCCAAAACAAACCAGCUCUCUUUAACUACAAUAUAUAAGAAAUUUACGACAAUGAAUCGUUAGCUAAAUACGUUUAACUCUACUAUACAUUAAAAAAAAAGUUUUCAGGUUGCUUGUCAACUGUCCUUACUCAGUAUGUCGAUAUUUCAUAGCAUGCUCUAAAACUUCAUAUUCACGUUGAUUUUCUCAAAGUGAACCAGUAUUAUCAAAAUAACAUUACGAAACUUUGCAGUACAAAACGCCAGCGAGUUUUAAUGCCCGUAAAAUAAUAUCUUAUACGUAUCUGUCUAUAAACGCCUUUAUAAGGUUUGAAAAGUUAAUCGUAAACAGCCUGCCGCGGUAUAUUCGCCGUUCUGAUACAGAGGCAUGAGUUUUGUCGGUUAUUUUAAUCAUGUAGGAUUUCAACAGGUCAGAUUUACUUGAACUUCAUUAGUAGUUUAGAAUGGCUAACUCUUUUUAUCACUUUCCCACCUGAAACUGCACACUACUCCAAUGAAUUUUGUUUUAAAUAAAGCAGCAUAUUUAGAAAAUAAAUUUUAAAAAUGGAUGCGUAUGAAAGACGGAGACUUUAAAAUGUUUGUUGCACUGUUGCACUAUCUGUAGCCAAGGACUAAGUAAUAAAGUAGUGAUCGAUGUCUUUAGCUUUUGUUUUGUUUUGUUUUUUUGUUUUUUUCGUCAAAUUUGUCAGGUCUACAAGGUUUCUUGUAGAGUUUAGCGACGGAUUAUAACAAUAAUAAUAACAAUAAUAAUGAUAAUAAUUAUUAUUAUUAUUAUCAUUAUUAUUAUUAUUAUUAUUAUUAUUAUUAUUAUUAUUAUUAUUAUUUCACCGUGGUUUGAAGUGAACCCUGCCAGAUCAUGCCACAGGACGUAUUCUAGAAUCUUUUUCCUGAUCUACAAAAUUGCGUUCACAUUGGACAAAUUCCUCUUCAUAAUCAUAGAUCUAUAAGGUCAUAAAACACUAGAGAGGUUACGAAUGAGGGAGAUGACAACCCGUUAUGAAGAGUAAAGUUGAAAAAAAAAAUAGCCAAUAUAUUAUUGUCAAGAUACAUCGUAUCAUACCUUCUUUAACUUUGACGAAUUCAGUCUCGUUAUAGGGGCACAAUACUUACUAUACAAUCAGCCAGAUAUAAAAUGAGCAUUAAAGGUACCAAUCUAACUAACAAGGAACUGUGUUUUAUUGGACAUUUUUAUAAACGCCAUUCUGCUGAGCGAUUGAAGGCUCAGUGCCCGGCAGAUAUAUCAUGUUUUAAUGAGUAUGACCUGAUAGGUAAAAGUAAAGUCUGCAUACGAGCCAAGUGGCCCAUCAGGUGGGAGUUUAUCCCGGUUUCCGUGGCAUGAAACGACUCGGAGUAUUUCUACUUCCCCUGGAUGGGACACUAAUCCAUCGCAGUUACCCCCUGCAUUGAAUUCGCCGGUACUCAUUUUAAUACCUAGGUGCAGAGAGGCACUGUGGGAGUAAAGUGUCUUGCCCAUGCAAGAA